CCAGAGAAGAUGAAGAAGACUUCGGAAGGGACUUCGGAUAGGGACCGUUCUAGUGAAUCGUAAUGGGAGUGAAUUUCAUCGCAGGGUCAUGUGUGUUUUAGUCGCUUAAAAAAAAAUACGCCAGUGAUUUCGUAAAAACCUGGGUAUGUUUGAGCAACCUCAUGUGCAGAGUGCUACUGUCGAUAUAUCGACACGUAUAAACAGUCAGAGAACGUGACGUGGCCAUAGUAUAGUUGCCGGUGUGCAGUACAGACUGCACUGGCCUGAAUCAUAAGCUAGCUACGAAGUGCUAUCCGGAAGAAAACAUGAGUAGCUAGCUGGCAUUGUGUAGUGAACGACAAACUUUCGUGAACUUUACGUGUGCGAUCUCUUUCACUAAAUUAUAUGAUUGGUCGUUGGGUAAAUUAAACUGAUGAAUACGUUUUAUUGCUGUGUAUUCACCUACUGCUGUUCGUAAACACGCACGCUGACAUUAGCCAGCUUUCCAGCCUACCGGGUAGUUAGUUAGCUUGUAGCUAAUAUGGAUUAAGUAAAAUAACUUAUUCCAUGGUCACUGAGUACGAAAUUGUCAGGUAUGGAUGAAAAAUACAGCAGCAAUGUCAUUUCCAGUGGGAAGUUGGGACCAGUUGAAGUACCUAACGCCAGGCUGACCAGGUACAUAGUAUUACUGUGUGUCACCAAGCUCUUUAAGGCUCUAGGAAUUUUUGAGUCUUACGACUUGCUGAAAGUGGUCCACAUAGUUCAGUUCAUCUUUAUACUCAAAUUGGGGUGUUCAUUGUUGUUGGUUUUCUUCCAAAAGCCAUUCUCCUCCGGAAAAGUUAUUACAAAACGUCAGUGGGUCAAAAUCCUCAAGCACGCUGUCAUCAGCUGCGUGAUUUCACUCUUGGGAUUUUUCGGUCUCACGCUUUGUGGACCUUUACGGACACUGCUGCUGUUUGAACACAGUGAUUUGGUGGUCAUCACCUUCCUCAGUGUUCUCUUCACAAGCUCUGGAGGUGGACCCUCGAAGACCAGAGGAGCUGCAUUCUUCAUCAUUGCUGUGAUCUGUCUUCUGCUCUUCGAUAAUGACGACCUCAUGGCAAAGAUGGCAGAGCACCCUGAAGGACACCAUGACAGUGCCCUCACUCAUGCCCUCUACACAGCCAUUGCAUUUUUGGGUGUGGCAGACCACAAGGGUGGGGUUGUCUUGCUGGUGCUGUCUCUCUGUUUGAAAGUGGGCUUCAACACAGUGUCCAGGAAGCUGUCUGUGGAGAUUGGGGGAGCCAAGCGCCUCUACGCCCUGUCCAACCUGGCCUCUGCUGUGGUACUGCUGCCCUGGGUCAUCGUGCUUUCUGCCACCACAGAGAGCAAGGUGGAGUCCUGGUCGUCGCUGGUGAUGCCGUUUGGCAUGAUCGUGUUCUCUGUGAUGAUCCUGGACUUCUACGUGGAGUCCAUCUGCGUCGCCAAGAUGGAGGCACCCAGGUGCGCCCGCUAUGGCUCGCUCUUCGUGUUCCUCAGUGGUCUCCUGCUGGCCAACUUCUGGACCCACCCGCUGACCGACCAGCUCCGCGCCGUGAGCAACCCCGCCCAGCGCGACAGCACCGAGCACGUGCUGUCAGGAGGGGUGGUGGUCAGUGCCAUCUUCUUCAUCCUGUCUGACAGUAUUUUGUCCUCCCCGUCCAAGAAGGGCCAGAGGGGGACUCUGGUGGGCUACUCCCCCGAGGGAACCCCACUGUAUAACUUCAUGGGGGACGCUCUGCAGCACACUUCCCAUUCUCUGCCCCGCUUCAUUAAGGACUCCCUCAAACAGAUCCUGGAGGAGCACGACUCACGCCACAUCUUCUACUUUCUCUGCCUCAACCUGGCCUUCACGUUUGUCGAGCUCUUCUACGGUGUUUGGACCAACAGCCUGGGUCUGAUCUCGGAUGGGUUCCACAUGCUUUUUGAUUGCUCGGCGCUGGUCCUGGGGCUGUUUGCAGCGCUGAUGACUCGCUGGAAGGCCACACGGAUCUAUUCUUACGGGUAUGGUCGCGUUGAGAUUCUCUCUGGAUUCAUCAAUGGCCUCUUCCUCAUGGUCAUAGCAUUCUUUGUCUUCAUGGAGUCCGUCACUCGAGUAAUAGAUCCACCCAACAUUAAUACAGACAUGCUAACUCCGGUCUCAGUUGGGGGCCUCAUCGUCAAUCUUGUGGGUAUCUGUGCGUUCAGCCACGCCCACUCACAUGCUGGGUCCAAGGGGAGCUGCUCGUCACAUGACCAUGGCCACUCCCACCACAGUCAUGGAGACCACGGCCAUGGGGGACACGGGCACAGCCACGGCGGGCACGGUCACGGUCACGCCCACAGUCACGGACACGGACACUCCCAUGGCUCGCCAGGGGGAGGCAUGAAUGCCAACAUGAGAGGCGUCUUCCUGCACGUCCUGGCCGACACCCUGGGCAGCGUGGGGGUCAUCAUAUCCACCAUCCUGAUCAGGCAGUUUGGCUGGCUGAUCGCCGACCCCAUCUGCUCCCUCUUCAUUGCCGUGCUCAUCUUCCUCAGCGUCAUCCCCCUGAUAAAGGACGCCUGCGAGGUUCUCCUCCUGAGGAUUCCCACCGAGCACGAGAAGGACCUCAACAGCGCGCUGGAGAAGAUCCAGAAGAUUGAAGGCGUGCUGUCCUACCGCGACCCACAUUUCUGGAGGCACUCUGCUAGCGUCAUAGCAGGAACCAUACACCUGCAGCUGAUGUCUGAUGUUGUGGAGCAGAGAAUCAUACAGCAGGUGACUGCAGUGCUUAAAGAUGCAGGAGUGAACAAUCUCUCUGUCCAGGUGGAGAAGGAAGCCUACUUUCAGCACAUGUCUGGCCUCAGUACUGGAUUCCAUGAAGUUCUGGCUAUGACCAAACAGAUGGAGUCCAUGAAGUACCUGAAAGACGGGACGUGUAUCAUGUGAAUGGUUUCUGUGGGAACAAAUAAAUCAUAAUACUGAGGAAUAAAAUAAAUAAUAAAUAUUGGGAUUUUAUAUUCCCAUUUAAAAAUAUUUUUGCAUAUCGAUGUAUAAAUAUACUUAUGUAUUUUGUAAUUUGAACUAACCUGGGUAUUGUUGCCUCACUCUAAACUGGAGGGAAUGGACUUAUUUAAAUUAAAAUAUUACAUUGUUAUUAGAGAGGCUUGGCUUGAUAUCAGCCAAACCUGCAUAUCUGAACAUACAUUAAAUGUUCAUACAUCACGUUUGGUGUUUUCAUAUUCAGUCAUUCAUACUGCCCUACUUGGAGAAUUUGUCACAUAAAAUGGCUCACUUCAUAUUACAACAUAAGUGUGUUUUCCUUAUUUAUUUUGACUAAUGGGUUACCUGGUGAUAUUUCUCUGGCUGAUUACCAAGUGAAUAACCAUUAGUUACAUUCUGUAUUAAUAACGACUGAAUGUACGUUGAGUCCAUUGCUUGUUAGUUCAGUGGUGCAGAUAAAGAAAUGCUCUCUGUUCAGUGUUCAGCA
Messenger RNA from Anguilla anguilla (European eel), 3449 nucleotides. RefSeq names its product solute carrier family 30 member 5 (gene slc30a5). Gene Ontology annotation, cellular component: membrane; Golgi apparatus. NCBI's taxonomy places the organism in Eukaryota, Metazoa, Chordata, Actinopteri, Anguilliformes, Anguillidae. The record is from RefSeq and is a predicted model, not a curated record. Gene Ontology annotation, biological process: transmembrane transport; intracellular zinc ion homeostasis; zinc ion transport. Gene Ontology annotation, molecular function: zinc ion transmembrane transporter activity. The transcript has 16 exons. The coding region runs from base 575 to 2908 and encodes 777 amino acids.